UCUGUAGUCGCUUCUUUUGACAAAGUGUCAAAUAAAUAUGUAAAUAAACAAUUGAGGUUAUGUAGUUUUGUUUUGAAAUUGUAUACUGAUUGCAGCAUGAAUUCGAGCGGAGCCUUUAAAUUCGUUUCUUAAGAAUGAUUCGCAAAGUGGUUGUAGGAAUUUCGGGUGGAGUUGACUCAGCGGUGGCGGGUUUUUUAUUGAAGCAAAAAGGAUUUGAUGUUUGUGGUGUUUUCUUAAAGAAUUGGGAUCUGGUUGAUGAGACGGGAUAUUGUUCAGCCGAACAGGAUUGGGAAGAUGCACAAUAUGUUUGUGAUAAAUUACAAAUCCCUAUUCAACGCUUCGAUUUCGUGAAGCAAUACUGGACCGAUGUUUUUGAGAACACUUUGAAAGAAUACCAGAAUGGUCAAACGCCAAAUCCGGAUGUUUAUUGUAAUAAAUAUAUCAAAUUCGGCGCAUUUUAUCGACAUAUCAAGGAAAAUUUGGCAGCAGAUGCAAUAGCUACUGGACACUAUGCUCGUACUUCGUUUGGACCAUUUUUGGAAGAUUUUCAACUGAAUCAAUGUGUGAAGCUGCUUCAAGCUGUUGACCGACGAAAAGAUCAAACGUUCUUUUUGUCGCAAAUACCACAGGAUGCCUUGCGCUACACCAUGUUUCCAGUGGGUUCAAUGAUGAAAUCGGAAGUAAAGAGACUGGCCCACAAAAUCGGACUUGAGCAAAUUGCACAAAAGCGUGAAAGUACUGGGAUAUGUUUUAUUGGCAAGCGAAAAUUCAGUGAUUUCAUAGCAGACUAUGUGGAUCCACAGCCGGGUGAUUUUGUGAACAUAGAAACUGGUGAAAUUGUAGCAAAACAUCAAGGCAUCCACAACUAUACAGUUGGUCAGAAGAUUUUGCUGGGUGGACAAGAGGAGGCAUUAUUUACCGUUCGAAAGAUGUGUGAUAAUAAAACAAUUUUAGUGGCACCUGGUACAAAUCAUCCAAGAUUGUUUUCGAAUCUAUUUUAUACGGAAAAACCACAUUGGAUCGAUAGAUCGCCGUUCAAUGGGAGUCGUGGUGUUAUGAGGGCUGAAUUUCGCUUUCAACACGGUCACAAAUUAGUUGUGUGCGAAUUUGUUGAGAUCAAUGGUCAAGGAGGUGGUCUUUUAGUCAAGUUAAACAAUCCAGUUAGAGCCAUUUGUCCUGGACAAUUUGCGGUGUUUUACAAAGAAAAUGAAUGCCUUGGAUCAGCAAAAAUACGAGCAACUGGACCGUAUGUUAGAUAUACUUCUAAUGAACAGAGUAAUCAAAGUGAUUCUAGUGAUGAAGACGUUGAAACAACAUUACCAAAAAGAGUGAAAGAAGAGUUGGGGAUGAAAAAAAAAUACACAGAAAGAGACCGUGAAAAAGUUAACAAAGAAGAAAGAGCAAGCUGAAACACACACUAAAAUCAAUUUCACAUUCUGACUCAAGUAUAAAAAAACGAUCAUUAAAUUUAUAUCAAAAUCUUAA
Sitodiplosis mosellana (orange wheat blossom midge) is the source of this 1485-nucleotide messenger RNA. RefSeq names its product mitochondrial tRNA-specific 2-thiouridylase 1. Gene Ontology annotation, cellular component: mitochondrion. Bases 135 to 1409 code for a protein of 424 amino acids. Gene Ontology annotation, molecular function: sulfurtransferase activity. NCBI's taxonomy places the organism in Eukaryota, Metazoa, Arthropoda, Insecta, Diptera, Cecidomyiidae. The record is from RefSeq and is a predicted model, not a curated record. Gene Ontology annotation, biological process: tRNA wobble position uridine thiolation. The transcript has 4 exons.